AUGUCCCUCACUCUCACCCUCGACCAGCCCAGCGCUGACGAGCAGAUCCGCACUUGGACGCGCACACAUCCUGCCUGGGGAGCCUCGUAUCCGCUCGACAAGUACCUCGAGCGUGAGCGCCAUCUCCUCGACGUGCCCCUCGCCCGUGAUGGCGGAAUCACCCAGUGGAUCCUCACCGAUCCUUCCCUCUCCCACGCUGACGACCAGCGUCCCGUGCUAUCGUCGUGCGAGACUCUGCGCAAGGCAGCCUUCGUCAGAGGUGCCGAUGGUGUCGUACAACGCGUCUGGGCCCACGGCGUCGCCAGCGUUUUUACCUAUCCCGAAUUUCGAAGCCAGGGGUACGCCAGGACGAUGCUCGAGCUCAUCACUCAACGUCUCACCCGGGAGGAGUCCGAACUCCCCGGAGAUGCUGCCUUUUCCAUCCUCUUCUCCGACAUCGGAAAAACGUACUAUGCGGCGCUCGGGUGGAAACCAUACGAGAGCGCCCACCUGUCCUUACCCGUCAUGGCGACCAACACCACGACCGGCGACGACUCCGCUUCGCGGACCGCGCUGACUCUCAUCACCGACGAUAAUCUUCCUGCUCUUGCUGCACGGGAUGAAGAGCUGCUGCAUCAGAAGCUCUCCCGUCCACCGCACGACCCGAGUAAGACCAGGGUCGCCAUCAUUCCGGAUCUCGACACAUUCCAAUGGCACUUUGCUCGUGAGGUUCACAUGUGCCAGCACCACUUCUCUCGGGCGCCCACCGUCCAUGGUGCCAUAUACACGCCGCCAGGGGGGGCAUCUGAUGGUCAGCGCGUCUGGGCUGUUUGGUCCUCCACCCAGAACGGCGGCAAGGAGAAGCCGGAAAAGAACGUCAUGUACAUUCUGCGGUUCGUCGUCGAGGACCAGCGCAUUUCCGACGAGGAGCUAUCCGUCGCCUUCAAGAACAUUGUCAACGUGGCGAAGCGUGAGGCCCGAGAGUGGCUCUGCACCUCCAUCGACAUGUGGAACCCGGACGAGAGGAUCAAGGCCCUCGUUUCCGGCAUGGCUGACUUGCAGGCCAAGUUGGUCGUCAGAGAAAACGACAACAUCCCCAGUUUGCGAUGGCUUGGAGAUGCGUCCGCAUCGGACAUCGAGUGGCUUGCGAACGAACGCUUCGAAUGGUGCUAG
This is a messenger RNA of Drechmeria coniospora, 1152 nucleotides long. RefSeq lists its product as uncharacterized. The transcript has a single exon. The record is from RefSeq and is a predicted model, not a curated record. Lineage: Eukaryota; Fungi; Ascomycota; Sordariomycetes; Hypocreales; Ophiocordycipitaceae. The coding region runs from base 1 to 1152 and encodes 383 amino acids.